Molecule: messenger RNA, 1021 nt
Organism: Drosophila gunungcola (fruit fly)
Lineage: Eukaryota; Metazoa; Arthropoda; Insecta; Diptera; Drosophilidae
Exons: 1
Coding region: 107-892 (261 amino acids)
Source: RefSeq, a predicted model, not a curated record
UUUGCUAAAAGCUCACCACUAGAUAGCAGGAUGCAGUUUAUCGUUUUCUGGUUAUUGUGAAAUAAACCAGGAAUAAAACUACAGCUUAGUGACGACAUACGCAGAUAUGGAGGGUGACAACACGGACAGUGCCGCCGGUGAAGACGGAGUACCUGCCCCGGCGACUGGCUCAUCGCCUGCGUUGAAUGUGCUGUGCGCAAUUUGUAAUGAGUUUUUCCGGGCGAACGACAUCGUUUUCUCGACCGCCAAGUGCGGACACGUUUUCCACAAGGACUGCCUGACCCGGUGGCUGAACAGAUCCUCCACCUGCCCGCAGUGCAGGUCCUCCUGCACCCGGAACCGGGUCCACCGGCUGUACCUUAACUUCGCCGAGGCCACGGAGUACGAUGACACGGAGCCACCGAAGAUGCCCAUCGAGUGGGUGGCUAUGGAUCUGGAUGUGCACAGUUUCCCGGAUGCCCACCAGCCGCCCGAGGGAGCCGUCCAGUGCGGCACCAACGAGGACGGGCUGCCCACAUAUGUGGCCAGGGCCUACUUUAACGACGACCUCCUGCCCUCCGUUUAUGUGCCGGAGAAGAAGGCCGCCUACGGAUCGUACGCCUGCCGUGCCUACGCCCUCACCGACGAUGUCGAGAUCCUGGUGCUGAACGACUGUGACCUCAAGUGGGUGCCCGGUCAGCAUGGCAGCUUUCCACAUGAUGCCCUGCACACGGGCUACUCCGAGCUGGGCGAGAUCACCUACAUGGGACGCGGCAUCUACGAGGGCAUCCUGCGGUUGGGCAAGGUGCACCCCAGCCACAAGGUCAUGUACAUGCCGCACCGGGGUGCGGAGGUAAACGUUAACACCUACGAGGUCCUGGUCGUCACACCACGCGAUCACGCCGAACGAUGAUGAUCCAGCAUCUCGGUUUCCUUAAAAAUCCCUUUACGAAUUGUGUCUUAAUAUUGUCCCGAAUCUGUGUUAUAUGUAUGUACGUCUGUUAUAUUUUAAAAAAUAUAGUGGCACCUUUAGAUUCUCAAA